UUCCCGUUGGGAAAAUCCCAGUAGAAUCGCACAACAACAAAAUGUGUAAGUGUGGUUGUGGUGCGAUUUCAACGACAGAAACUGUGAUUAAGAAAUGAAAGACAUUUUCCUUCGGGUUGCUAAAACAGAACCUGGACAUAAUAUUCACUGACAGUGACAUCGUUACACGUUACUGGGCUGAGGUAAAAGGGUCACAGUACAUUGAUUGUACGGCAGUGCAGGUUUCUUUGGCAAGCCGGGUGCGGAUGGCACGCUAUCAAUGUCAGGAAAUGAAAUUCCGGAUACUUUGUUCUGGUGAAAAUGAUGUGAAGGAAAAGGCUGAAAGUCUUAGUAAAGUUCUGACAGACAGAACACCUAAGCCAGCCUUCUCUGGGAUACUUAUCAUACAUGGUGUCGAGGAUGUCCAAAAGGCAGGUUUGUUUUUGCAGAGUGAUUUUGAAGGGACUACAAUAUUCAUUUUGGACAGAGACUUCUUGUCCCUAACAGAGAACAGAAAGGCAUUCAAGUUGUUCCAGAACAUCAAAGAGUAUCUGUAUCCCCGGAGAAAUGGCCGCGUCCUCUUCAUCAAUCAUGGUGUUUCAGAGGAGGCACUGGAAGAGUUUAAGAAGGAUUUUGAUUUGUCAGACAACUUUGUGCAAGCACUUGUUCACUUCGCAGAAAUUACAGAAAUUGCCAAUUAUGUCUACAGACUGAUAUGUCACGGCGGUCCGACAGCAUCCAUUGAGGAGUCCGUGAGCGUUCCUACAGGAAUAGUCAGAAAUCUCACCGACCCAGCCCUUGAUUCAUCCAACUGGGAAAGGAUGAGCGUGAGUUCCUUACAAAAUGCUGCGCCUGUUUCUAAUUUGCCAUCUUACUACUUGCGACACAACUCUCCACCAGAAUCAGCAUCAAGUGGCCUUCACAACAUUCGAAGCCCAAUGGAGCACUAUUGUUCUAUAUCGUCUGAUAGUGGGUCAGCGGAUGGGUCUAGGCAGCCCCCAGUUGGGGAUUCAGCCCCGGUGUCCUUUAACAAGGGGUCAUCAAGGUCACUACCAGCAUCCACCUCACCACAAGCCCAACAGGACCCUGCUACAUUCAGGUCUGAGCCAGCAGCAAGAGCUAUACCACAAGUGAUGGGAUAUAACCCUGGUCAGGUGACUGGAAAUAACCCUGGUCAGACGACUCGAUAUAACCCAGGUCACGUGACUGGAUAUAGCCCUGGUCAGGUGACUGGAAGUAACCCUGGUCAGGUGACUGGAUGUAGCCCUGGUCAGGUGACUGGAUAUAACCCUGGUCAGGCAACUGGUUAUAACCCUGGUCAGGCGACUAGAUAUAAUCCUGGUCAAGUGACCCGAAAUUACCCUGGUCAGGUGACUGGAUAUAACCCUGGUCAAGCGACCCGAAAUAACCCUGGUCAGGUGACCGGAAGUAACCCUGGUCACGUGACUGGAUAUAAUCCUGGUCAAGCGACCCGAAAUAACCCUGGUCAGAUGACUGUAUAUAAUCCUGGUCAAGCGACCCGAAAUAACCCUGGUCAGGUGACUGUAUAUAACCCUGGUCAGGUGACUGGAUAUAACCCAGGUCAGGUGACUGGGAAUAACCCUGGUCACAUGACUGGAAUUACCUCGGAACACCCAACAGCUCAGUUGAUGCAACAAAGAGUGCCUGAACAAAAUCAAGAACAAGCAGAAAGCUUUUCCUCUGAGAACAUAUUUUUUUCAAGUUAUCAGCAGCAGCAACAGUAUGACCCGUCGAAUCAGCAGGGUGUCGUGAUGGAGAACUAUGUGCAGCCUGUUCCCAAUCAAGGAGCAGUGAGUGUUAACACCAAUGACAGUGGAAACUUUAGUACAUAUAGGUCAAGUGGUGUACAGUUCAUCAGUCAGGACCAGCUGAGCACAGGAUCGCCAAUGGUUUCGUCAUAUGUCCGUGGAGACAUGGAGCAUUUAUUGGAUGAUCAGGCAUUACCAACUUCCCUUUAUAAUUCAAAUAACCCAGAGCAGGGUUUCAAAUCAGGAUUCUGUGUAGACUGCAAGAAAAGCAAAGACCCCUUGGCUGUAACCGUUCCCCCAGAUGCUGCACAGAAUCAAGACUUUUUCACAGAUGAAUCUGUAGCUCCAUUUCCAACAUUUGGUCCCACUGCUCUGAAUGAGGUCUGUGAAGAAUGUUCACAGAAAAGGCAAAACAUGAAAUUAGACAGUAUACCAUCAAUGGAAUCAAGCAUGAUCAACUCAAUGAUUCUAAGUGAUGCAAGUGGGAAGCUUGGAAAUAGUAGAAAUAGCGGACUCAGUCAGAAUUCUUACAGUGGUCAGGGCGAUCAGUUGAGUCAACCGUCAUUCCAGGGGCAGAUGUCAAAGAAAGAACAAGGGUUAAACCAGGGACAGGUGUCAGAAGGUCAAAGGUCAAUACAUGGGCAGAUGUCACAAGGUUAUGGAUUAAAUCAAAGACAGAUGGUACAAGGACAGAUGUCACAGGGUCAAAGGUUAAAUCAAAGACAGAUGGUACAAGGACAGAUGUCACAAGGUCAAAGGUUAAAUCAAAGGCAGUUCUCGCAGGAUCCAUUGGCUGUGCAGACCCAAGUGGACCAGAUAGUGGAGGGGAUAUCAAACAUCAGAUUCCCAGGACUUAGAAACAUCACACUAUCCGAGACUCAACAGCAGAUCAGUGGUAUUGUAAAUGCAUACACUGAUCAGAAGUGUGACCGAAAUAGUGAACAAGGACAACACGACCAAAAAAUGGCUCCUAACUCACAGAACCUUAGGAUGCAGAAUGUGUCUGUCCAGAGGAUGGCCUUGCCCCAGGGGAUGACCACGUCUCAGAGAAUGACUUCACCCCAGGAGAUGACCUCGCCUCAGGGGAUGACUUUACCCCAGGGGAUGACCUUUCCUCAGGGGAUGACCUUGCCUCAGGGGAUGACCUUACCCCAGGUAAUGACCUCAUCUCAGGGGAUGACUUCGCCACAAAGAAUGACCUUGGCUCAGAGAAUGACCAGCAUGCCAACCAUUGGGAUGCAGGAGUCGGAAAUGAACUUGCUAUCAAGCUUUAGUGGUGCUGGUGGUGGGACGUCUCGGGGACUCCAGUCUCUUCCCAGUAAUCUAGACUCGCACACUGCAGGCUUCUUGGGGCCCAACAUCCGCCCGGGGGAUCCUGACAACCACUCAAGUAUGCAGUCUGAAACAGAUAACAGAGAUUUUGAUGAUCGUUUGAAUGGAAACACUGGUUCACCCAGAAGGGAGGACAGGGGCACAAGGACCAUCAGUUCAAGUAAUACAAACAGUCACCGCGGACGUGAUGACGGCGCCUCGGGCGCAAUGGACCCAGGGCCUGCCAAUGAUGCUGUGGGAGCAGAGAACCAGGUUGACAUCCAUGAUCUAGCCUUGUCCGUGUUUGAGUUUAUUCGGGACCAGCUGGACUGUUCCCAGAUGUACAAUUGGAGGAACCUGGCUGACCUACACGGUCUCAACUACCGCCAGAUUCAGGACAUUGAACAAUUGUGGAAGAACCACAGGAUCAGCAGUCCCUUUGAGUACUUAAUCCGCACUUUCCAACGCUAUAGUGUCCAGCAACUUCGGAAUGACCUCAGAAAAAUCCCACGCUGUGACCUACUGGAUCGCCUGAAGAGGUUGGAGAUUGAUGGAAAAUUACCAGCAGGUUGUGCUGGUCUGUUUACCGGUCCGUCCUGAUUGUUUCCUGUGUCUGACGUUGAUUUGUAGGGUAUCAGUUUGUAACUUGGACAUAUUUGGCUUAAGGACUUUAAACUUGGUGAUGAGUUUGUGUUAUCCGAGCGAGCCGUCCAUACGUGUGAUGAUGGGUUUUGUUUCAUCAGUACACCAAGUCUGUCUCGUGCUAGGAAUGUGAAGAUUACAUAGGCCAAGAUUGACAGUGUUUGACACACUAUUACUGUAAAUAUAAAACAAUGCUGUGUUACUACUACCCCAGUGGUUCACACAAGGUGUAAUACAUAUAAUACUACCUCAGGUCCUAUAGGACUGGUACCUGUGGUCAACACAAUAGAGGUGUUGUGUAUGGUCCUGCCUUGUUUAUCUGGCACCUCUAAUCUGUCUGUUAAUCACGCCACCUCUAAUCUGCCCUUUAAUCACGCCACCACUAAUCUGUCUGGUAAUCAUGCCACCAAUAAUC
Messenger RNA from Mizuhopecten yessoensis (Yesso scallop), 4116 nucleotides. RefSeq lists its product as uncharacterized. The record is from RefSeq and is a predicted model, not a curated record. The coding region runs from base 246 to 3659 and encodes 1137 amino acids. Lineage: Eukaryota; Metazoa; Mollusca; Bivalvia; Pectinida; Pectinidae. The transcript has 9 exons.